CUAUGGUGCCGUGAAGUGUCGUCUCGUCUCAUCAAAAUCGUCUGUCACUUCUUGUAGUAUUGGGUGAUUUUAGAUUUUAUCGUUUUUACAUUUCAUAUUUAAGCAUAAAUUAUACAAUUUAGCGAAAUGGCAAAGAAGACUUACGACUUGUUGUUUAAAUUACUUCUUAUUGGAGACUCUGGAGUUGGAAAGACCUGUAUAUUGUUUAGAUUUUCAGACAACCACUUCACAACGACGUUUAUAUCUACGAUCGGCAUAGACUUUAAAAUAAAGACUGUGGAACUUCGGGGUAAAAAAAUUAAGCUCCAGAUAUGGGACACGGCAGGACAGGAAAGGUUCCACACCAUUACGACGUCGUACUAUCGUGGCGCUAUGGGGAUCAUGCUAGUGUACGACAUCACCAAUGAAAAAACAUUUGAUGACAUUGUGAAAUGGCUACGAAAUAUAGACGAGCAUGCCAAUGAGGAUGUGGAGAAGAUGAUACUAGGCAACAAGUGUGACAUGGAAGAGAAGCGUGUGGUGAGCAAGGAGCGUGGAGAAGCGAUAGCGCGCGAGCACGGCAUCCGGUUCAUGGAGACGUCGGCGAAGGCCAACAUCAACAUCGACCGCGCGUUCUCCGAGCUGGCCGAGGCCAUCCUGGACAAGACGUCGGGGCGCGAGGCGGACGCGGACCACGCGCGCAUCGCCGUGGAGCGCCGGCCGUCGCGCGCGCCGCCCGCCCGCGCCUGCUGCUCCUAGGCGGCCGGCGCCCGCGACCUGCUCCGUGCCGCUGCAGUUAUCCUUUGGCUGUUGAAGCUUAGUAAAGACGCUAGUUUCCGUGAUAAGUAAGCCCCCGUCGCCUACAGCUGACGAGCCAUCGGGUACACGCGAGUGCGAGCAGUGUGCCCGCUCCAGGGCCUCGUAGCGGUACCGAAACGUUCGGCAAAUCGCUGCCGUCCGCUCUCAUUUGCUUUGAUCGACGAAAGACCACCUUGAGAUUGUUUUAGCUUGUGGAGUUUCACUUCGUCUGAACAUUUUCAAGGUUUUCUUUCAAUCCAUGGGUGAACUUUGUUACACCUAAUCAUCAUUUAAGCUUUUCAAUAUUGGUUAUUGUAAUUAAAGCUUGCGACACUAAUCGAGUAAUCGCCCAUGAAAUGUCUAGUCGCAUAAUAAAAUCGGGUGCAAUAAAAAUGUAGUAGCUCGAACAGAAAAAUCUUGAACAAUCUUGUCUCAAAUAAUGAAGUGGCGCAUGUUAAGUUAUUGUUCUUCGCUUUACAAUGUUUUAUACUUGUAAUAUUAUGUCUAGGAUGUAAAUUAACAAAGUCAAACUGCAACCAUUCAGCCGCAUCUCAUAUUAUGGCUGAGUGGGUGCGAACUGAAUCAUUUCUGGAAAGCGCAACGCACAUCUCGUAGUUACGUACCGCGGCAGCGUGUACAUUGUCCGACACUGAACUCUGGACUUAGUUUUGCUGAAAUGUUACUCACCCUAAAGCAAAAUAGUGCUGCGAUUAUAGUUAAGUAAGUAAGUAGACUCUAUAGUUAUGUAUGUUGAUGAAAUAAAAAGUAUUUUAUCGUAUGGUGUACCAUGUGUUUCGUCGGUUUUUACCUGCUUUUAUAAAUAAACAUCAGCAUUGUAUAUUAUGUUCAUAUUAAACUACUAUCGGAAUA
Molecule: messenger RNA, 1647 nt
Organism: Spodoptera frugiperda (fall armyworm)
Lineage: Eukaryota; Metazoa; Arthropoda; Insecta; Lepidoptera; Noctuidae
Gene: Rab10
Product: ras-related protein Rab-10
Exons: 4
Coding region: 127-738 (203 amino acids)
Biological process (GO): cellular response to insulin stimulus
Cellular component (GO): insulin-responsive compartment; Golgi apparatus; recycling endosome
Molecular function (GO): GTP binding; GTPase activity
Source: RefSeq, a predicted model, not a curated record